GCUGUUUUGUUAAAGUCGAGGUGCACGCAUUGGGAAUGGUGUAUUGUUGAUCGUGGGGACACUUCGCAGUUGAGAACACGAAGGACGCGUUCCUUUGUUUAUUGGACGAUUCGAGUUUCGUAGUUAAUUUCGAAGAAGCGCGAUUAUUCGCGGUUUUGGUGAGUACCUGCAGGGGACGCGUUAGUGCGGAAAGAGACCUUCGCCAGGGUAGCUCACAUCGUUCUCACCUAAAAGAGACCGAAGAAAACCGUGAAGCUCGCACUCGUGUGCGUCCACGACGUAACUCGUCGAAUCACAAAGGCGUCCAUCCGUCCAUUCGAAGCUUGGUGCUGGUGUUGUUGUGAAGGCUUUACAGAGCUUAUUUAUAAAAGCUUACGACCACGUUCUUCUUCACCUCCUGGUGAGGUGCACGUUCCUCGACUUCGUGAACCUACAAAAAUGGCACAGCCCACGAGUAGCGCCCUCAGAGCCCUGGCUCUCGAAUACAAGAGCCUUCAGGAAGAACCUGUCGAGGGCUUCCGUGUGAAACUCGUCAACGAGGACAAUAUGUUCGAAUGGGAAGUCGCGAUCUUCGGUCCACCAGACACACUUUACCAGGGUGGAUACUUCAAGGCACACAUGAAGUUUCCCCCGGAUUAUCCGUACAGUCCGCCGAGCAUUCGUUUCAUGACAAAAGUCUGGCAUCCGAACGUGUACGAGAACGGCGACCUGUGCAUAUCGAUUUUGCAUCCGCCAGUAGACGAUCCACAGAGCGGAGAGUUGCCGUGCGAGAGGUGGAAUCCAACGCAGAACGUCAGGACAAUCCUGCUGUCGGUAAUCUCGCUGUUGAACGAGCCCAACACAUACAGUCCUGCCAACGUGGACGCCUCGGUCAUGUACAGACGCUGGCGCGACUCCAAGGGAAGAGACAAAGAGUAUGAAAAUAUCAUCAGGAAGCAAGCUCAAGCUGCCAAGAUGGAGGCCGAGAAGGAAGGCAUCGUCGUCCCUCUGACUCUGGAGGAUUACUGCAUAAAGACACGGGCGCGACCGGCCGAGCAGCAAUUAGACAUGACUGAUUUCUACGACGACGAGUACGAGCUGGAUGACGACGAGGAUGAUCAAUUGAGCGCCAGUGAUUACGAGGAUGGCGACGACAGUGGCAACGGGGAGUCGUGAUCCAUCUCCUAAAUUACAAAUGAAACGCUACUAUUCACUUCUGUAUAGGUUAAUAAAUUAAUGGGCUUCCGAACCGGAUGCUCCUAUAUGAUAUCGAACGGCACUUUGGCCGUUUGGCCACGCGGAUUUGUGCGACGGCGUCUUGGACAUGUGAUUUCGCACUAAACUUUUUAAAGGCGCGAUUAAAUUAAAUGCGCUUGUCGAUUGAGAAAAAAGAAGGACCAUGUCUUUGUUUAAAAUUUUUCUAUUGUCGUGUCGUGAGAAUAUUUCUUUUUUUUUUUUUUUUCAUUAAACUUUCAUGGGAACAUUUGCUGGGAUAUGAGGAUAUUCAGUUUGGAAGCUCCUUAACUUAAGCGACAUUAUGGUAUGAGUAUAGAUACUUUGAUAGAAGCACUGUGCUUGUUGUGUUGUGGCUGGCACGUCGAUCUUUUGAAUAGUGAGGCUAAAUCUAACGUUAGAGUUCUCUACUUAUGUAAAAUUAUUUCGUUUCGUGUGGUUGUUUGUGUCGCGAGACCGAAAGCUCGCAUGGCGAAUCAAUAAAUACAAAAAUUAAUGAUUAAAUUGAUGUGAGUCAAGGGAGGACCUGCUGGAGAGUACGAUUUCGAAGAUUUUAUUAAGUAAGGUAAAUAUACUGAUUUUACGAAGGUUCGUUCAUCCUGCCGGAAGUUCAUUGUGGAUGCAAAACCCAUCUUACUCGAAACGAGUUAAUGAGAAUCUUUUCGAAAUUCAUAGUGACCCGGCCACAAUGCUUAGCCAAUACUUAGAAUAUCAUUUCUUUUUAUAUUUAAUUGAUAACGUGUAAUAAAUACUGUUCGGCAGGUCGUCUAUGACAAAAAAAGGAUUUUUCAAAGGUAAAAUUAACGUCGCGUGGAAUUAUAAAUUCGAAGCUUAACGCGUUUUAUGCGACAUGGCCGAGCGACGGCCAUGCGUCUUUGCUGUUCGAAAAGUCAGCUACUUUGCUGUACAGCGAACGUGUUGAAAGGAGGUACAAUUUAGUAGAAGUGUCGAUAUUGUAAAAAAUAAUAUUUUUUUGCGCCUAAUCAUAGAGUUUCAAUUGAAUAUCUUGGUCUAAUGUUUCUCCCAUUUCAAUCCUAUCUUGAGUAUUUAUCUUUAAAAAAAGAAGGAAUAAAUAGAAAACAUUUAAUUUCCCAUAUGAAUUUGAAAUUUCAAUGGUUAGUGGCUUAUACUACUUAAACGAAGGGAAUACCAGGUACAGCUAAAAUUCACUGCGGUAGUUGUACGUAUCGGUUCGUAUAACUUAAAAUUGUAAAUAGACCAUAAAACACAUUCGUAGAAGAAGAUGACGAAGAAGAACAAAAUAACGUUAAGUAUGUAAGCGAUACUACUACUAUUACUACCACUGCGUUUUUGAUUGGCGAUUUUGUUAAGGAACCGUGAGAAGAUACAAAAAGAAAAGAAAAAGAGGAAAUUGAAGUGUUACGAUGUUUAACGUGCGAAAACGAAUAAAGGCAAAAAUGAGAUUAUUUAAAUUAAAAAACAAUAUCGUCUCAACCUCGACUCUGUGCUUAACGUCGUAUGGCCAGAGUUCAAAUUGCCCCUCGUGUUCUCGUGUCAACUCUCGUUUAACGAUCUUGGCCAUCUUUAAUAGACCAUAAAGGUCUCGUAGACCGGUCACCUUUGAACGAUCGAAUGAUAAGAGAGACCCAUUCGUGCAUGCGUUAUACAUGGUUAGUCGUCACUGUUGAACUGCCUGAAGUUAGUGGGUCUAUUUGAUUAUUUUCAAUUUCUAUCACAGAACUAGCUUCAGGCGGUUCAACGGUCCCGAAUAACCUCGUACAAUUAACCAAUUGAUUUGUGUCUGUUGGAGAUCCGGAGAUAAAAUUUUCAUGGCUGUCCUCUAUUUUUUGUUUUGUAAAUACCAAUAAAGAUCGUCUUAACAUAA
Messenger RNA from Cephus cinctus (wheat stem sawfly), 3058 nucleotides. RefSeq names its product ubiquitin-conjugating enzyme E2 R2. Gene Ontology annotation, molecular function: ubiquitin conjugating enzyme activity. The record is from RefSeq and is a predicted model, not a curated record. Gene Ontology annotation, biological process: protein polyubiquitination; ubiquitin-dependent protein catabolic process. Bases 439 to 1155 code for a protein of 238 amino acids. The transcript is spliced from 5 exons. Lineage: Eukaryota; Metazoa; Arthropoda; Insecta; Hymenoptera; Cephidae.